Rotaria sordida is the source of this 594-nucleotide messenger RNA. NCBI's taxonomy places the organism in Eukaryota, Metazoa, Rotifera, Eurotatoria, Philodinida, Philodinidae. The record is from the annotation of a GenBank genome assembly.
GCCAAAAAAAAUUAUAUUCAGACAUUGAUCGUCAGGGUACUAGCAUCCUAUCACUAAUAUCCCUUUUAGUAGAGGAGAAAAGAAUUCGUAUUAGAAUCAAUUCUUUAUUUAAUGUUAUAGAGCUUUCACAAGAAAAAUGGCAACAAAAUUUGUCAACGAUGCGAUGCUUGUGGUAAUACACUUGCAAUUAGCAUGGAUUCUCAUAAGUUAACGACGUUUAUUUCAAAAAAUUGUUUGCAAGAAAACGGAAAUAAUGAGGGUCAUAAUUCACCAGAGAGCAUUCCAACUGAACAAGGUGCAACAAAUAAUGCCAAUGAUGAUGAUGAUGGGAAUGAAGAUUGGGGUGAUGACUUAGCAUCAAAUAUCACUAAUUCGGACAUUCAUGUCAAAAAAGACAUCAUUGUAGAAGAAGUUUUUUAUGAAUGGUAUAAAAAGGCAUCGAAACGACUCGUUGAUAAAGCAAUAUCAGAAGAUAUUCGAAAGUAUGCCAAGGAAUUCAUCGAAUGGUUACGCACAGCUGAAGAAUCGAGUGAUGAAGAAGUCGAUGAAGUCUCCAGUCUUCGAUCACCAAGCAAAAAUGAUCUUGGACACUAG